AUGUUCUUAUUCCGCAGGAAAGUAGUUGUAGUGGGAUGUUCGCAAGAGGCUGCGGCGCAGAGGAGUAGUGAGGCCAAGACUAGUUCCGAGACCGGAGGUAGUCCCGGUUUUCUGGUUAGUCCAAGUCGUUCAGAAAGCAGUCCAGGACGGCGUCCGGGUAGUCCAGGACGGCGGGCGGGUAGUCCAGGACGGCGUCCGGGUAGUCCAGGACGGCGGGCGGCGUGGCAGGGGAUAUCAUGCAUAAGUCAGAGUCCGACGGAUCCGGAGAGGAUUGCGGUAAUCGCGGGCAGUUCGAUCGUGCUAUACCGAUGCACGGACGCGCUAUUGCAGCCCACUGCUCGCUUCGAGAAGACGACGUCCCCUCAGAUCCGGUGGCGGUAUGUCAGCUGGGGGGUGGAGGAUGGGCAGACGUUGGUGGUCAUAUCGGAAAAUAGGAAACACGUGUGUUUAAUUAACUUAUUGGCAGCGGCCAAUACAGAUGGCGUCGUCACUGAGUCCUCACCAUCCGUUGGCAUCAAACCACCGCCACCACAACCCAGUCCGGCUGUUAAGCCUAAAGCCCUUAUGGUCGGUGAACCGGUGCCCAUCAGCCAAACGGCCUCUGGCAAUCGAAUUACCAAGCUCGAGACUGACCAAAAUAUGAUCCGAAAACUUAUACCCAAUCUCAUGUUGUCCUUCCCACUACCCCUCAACAACGCUUACAACAUCGGACAUGCACAAAUCGGCCGACUACUACUUGUCUUCGAUCCAUCACCUACCAUCGCCGUUAUCUCCUCGGGACAAACGCAAAUUACUACUUUCAUCCAUCUACCCAUGCUCAAGACACCCACUUGUCUACACACUACCAGUGCCGACCAAACUGCUGCCUUCUCCGCAGACCGCGCCAACGACCGCGCCACUGACCGCGCACUCGAAACCGACCGCCCCCGCGUUCGAACCGGCGCCACGCAAACCGGCACCAGAACUGACCCUAUUAAUGCCUUCACCGACACCGGCCAAACGGAAGCUAACGACGAAGCUGGUGCACCCGGCCAGAAAGCAAGUUUGCUACGCGAUAAUUCGCAACGCACGGACUCUGGACCUCUUGACUCCGACCCCGAUCGUACUGAUCCCGAUCGUACUGAUCCCGAUCGUACUGAUCCCGAUCGUACUCAUCCCGAUCGUACUCAUCCCGAUCGUACUGAUCCCGAUCGUACUCAUCCCGAUCGUACUGAUCCCGGCCGCCCGGACGUGCAUACUCCGACUGGCGAAGCCGGGCGGAAUGAGGUGAUGCCGGGUGGGUGCUCGAUAAGUGAUGCCCCUCGGGGUUUGCGUGGGGGAUCGCUGAGUCGUUUGCGAAACAAAUCGUUGAGUCGUCCGGAGUUGAGUCGUUUGCAUGAAGGAAUGUCUCGACACAACAGCGACGUUGUGGUGUCGCAUUCAAGUAGAGGUGAAGGCUUGAUGCGGAUAUUAGAUUUACCUGAAGGUGUUUGGCCGGCUGUAAAUGCUCCGGUGUUUUCGUACGGGCGAGGGGAGGGUCGUUCGGAGACAUCCAGUGGUCGUUCACUGGCUCAGAUUUUGGACGUAAAACAGACUAAGACGAGCGAGACAGAUCGGCAACGUAUUAACGCCGUCUUUGGUAAUCGAGGCGUUGUAUGGAGCGACUUUGAUCGCGUCUCCGGCGCCAUUCUCGCCAUGCUCGGUACCGGCAUGCUCAUGGCAGUCCAAGCCGUCCCACCAACAACUAGGGCGGGCGCCUUCCCCACUUCCUACGCUGAAGCCUAUACCCUUAGCGAGCCUGACCUGCCGCUGCUGCAGUCUGGGCAGCAACUGUCUGGACAGCAACUGUCUGGGCAGCAACUGCCUGGACAGCAACUGUCUGGACAACAACUGUCUGGGCAGCAACCGCCUGGACAGCAACUGCCUGGACAGCAACUGUCUGGGCAGCAGCAGCAGUCGUGCAGACAGCCGCCGUCGGGACAGCUGCCGUUCGGGCAUUCGUCGUCCAGGCAGCUUUCCGCUCAACUUUCCGGUCAGGCUGGGUUCAAUUUGAGUCCGGGGAGCGUCAUUUCGGGGAAAUUGCGUGCGUCAUCGAGCACAAACUUCCAGCAGCUGGCUGGCGCACCCGUAACGACGGGUGGCCGCGGUAGUCGGAAAUUGGCUGAGGAGAUGCAGCGUCGUUUCAUUGGUCGGAUAAUUGGUUACGAGCAAGUUGAGAAUGUGCACUUCGUUUCUUUCUGUAUCGUUAGUCGAGAGAUCAUUGUCGCGCGUAAAGAUCCGCCACUACUUGUCAGUUACCGUUGCUCCAAUUGGGCAAGUGUUGGUGUCGCCGCCACACCACUGUUCGCGGUACCGUAUUUUGCACACGCAACACACUAUUGGUCCAGCAACGGUGCCUUCCUGUGCGUUGUCGUUCCCGACGACGAUGCACCACACACAGCCGGCUCGCCGAACGGAUUCCAGCCCAGACCCAUUUCUGUACAAUCCGACCCAGAUUCCACCGACCCCAACGCCGCCCGGACCCCCGAUGGCCGGAGUUCUCUCGAUGACCAAAGUCCUCCCGAUGACCAGAGCCCCCCCAAUGGCCAGAGUCAGAGCCCCCCCAAUGGCCAGAGUCAGAGCCCCCCCAAUGGCCAGAGUCCUCCCGAUGACCAAAGUCCGCAAAGCCCAAGUUUAAAGGAAGGUCGAAGUUUAAAGGACCAAAGUGCCGAGGGGGCCGUGGGACCGGGAAGUAGCACGCUAUAUUGGUACACAAGGGCAGGCGAGUUGACACAGACAUUGCGUGUACCUUCUCGGAGUCCGCCGGUAUUGUGGGCAUCAGAUUGCACGAAGGUGUUGAUAGGUGUGCGCAAUUUAUUGA
Messenger RNA from Gregarina niphandrodes, 2839 nucleotides. RefSeq lists its product as hypothetical. The annotation marks the transcript as partial. Lineage: Eukaryota; Apicomplexa; Conoidasida; Eugregarinorida; Gregarinidae. The record is from RefSeq and is a predicted model, not a curated record. The transcript has a single exon.